Molecule: messenger RNA, 4867 nt
Organism: Echinops telfairi (small Madagascar hedgehog)
Lineage: Eukaryota; Metazoa; Chordata; Mammalia; Afrosoricida; Tenrecidae
Gene: MYPN
Product: myopalladin
Exons: 20
Coding region: 122-4075 (1317 amino acids)
Source: RefSeq, a predicted model, not a curated record
GGGCCUGAAGAAUUUUCUUUUUCUCCUGUGCGUCCACCUAAACUUUCUCCUUGGAUAAUUAUCAUCGCAGUGGAGUGCCUGGGGUGGACAUCCUCAUCUGGGUCAACUAAAAACAGAAAGCAUGCAAGACGACAGCAUAGAAGCUUCUACUUCCAUAUCUCAGCUUCUAAGAGAGAGCUAUUUAGCUGAAACCAGGCACCGGGGAAACAAUGAGAGGAGCCGAGCAGAACCUUCCUCCAGCCCUUUCCAUUUUGGCAAUACUGCUGGAGAUGCUGAAGGAGGAGGAGGCCAAGACGACCUUCCAGAUCUUUCUGCCUUUCUGAGCCAAGAAGAAUUAGAUGAAAGUGUCAAUCUGGCAAGAUUGGCCAUCAAUCAUGACCCUUCAGAGAAAGCAGAUGAAUCUCAAGGUCGGAAACGUCUUUCUUCUGAUCAGAUGAAACACUUACCUAAAUCAAAUUUUGACCCUAACUUCUGCCAGGAUAUCUCUCAAAGUCAAACCACCUCUAAAGAGAGCCCCCAGGAAGCAAAAAGGCCACAGUAUAGUUCUGAAACUCAGUCCAAAAAAGUUUUCUUAAACAAGGCUGCUGAUUUCAUUGAAGAGCUCUCCUCACUUUUCAAAGCUCACAGUUCCAAAAGGAUUAGACCCCGAGCCUGCAAAAACCACAAGGGCAAAUUGGAUUCUCAAAACAAAGCCAUGCAGGAAAACAGCUCCAGUUUCUCAGAUCUGUCUGAAAGAAGAGAAAGGUCUGUCCCCAUCCCCAUCCCUGCAGAUACCAGGGAUAAUGAAGUGAAUCAUGCCCUUGAACAAGAGGCCAAGAGACUGGAAGCUGCCAAUGAGGCAACUGGUGGAGACAUUACCCCAGGGUCUUCACCUUCAUCUUUGUACUAUGAAGAACCUCUGGGGCAACCUCCUCGGUUCACUCAAAAGUUACGGAGCAGAGAAGUUCCAGAAGGCACCAGAGUACAGUUGGAUUGCAUAGUGGUAGGAAUUCCACCACCUCAAGUAAGGUGGUACUGUGAAGGCAAGGAGCUUGAGAAUUCCCCAGAUAUUCACAUCAUCCAAGCAGGAAGUCUGCACUCACUGACCAUUUCUGAAGCCUUUGAAGAAGACACGGGACGUUAUUCUUGCUUUGCUUCUAACAUUUAUGGGACAGAUUCAACAUCUGCUGAGAUUUAUAUAGAAGGGGUCUCAUCUUCUGACUCAGAGGGGGAUCCAAACAAAGAAGAGAUGAAUCGAAUCCAGAAGCCAAAUGAGCAGUCGGCCCUUCCCACUACCUCUGCAGCCAUCCCUCCAGCGGCACCACCAGCCCAGACUUUGGUGGCCCAGCCCAGUGUGUCCACCAUCCAGCAGCCGGGUCAGAGCCCUACCAACUAUUUGCAAGGAUUGGAUGGAAAACCCAUCAUCGCAGCACCUGUGUUUACAAAGAUGCUGCAGAACCUAUCCGCCUCCGAGGGCCAGCUGGUGGUCUUCGAGUGCAGAGUGAAAGGAGCCCCAUCUCCUAAGGUUGAGUGGUACAGAGAAGGGACCUUGAUAGAAGAUUCUCCAGACUUUCGAAUUUUACAGAAAAAACCUCGGUCCAUGGCAGAGCCAGAGGAGAUCUGUACUUUGGUCAUUGCUGAGGUAUUCUCAGAGGAUUCUGGGUGCUUCACCUGCACAGCAAGCAACAAAUAUGGCACCGUGUCAAGCAUUGCACAACUGCAUGUGAGAGGAAAUGAAGACCUGAGCAAUAAUGAGACUCUUCACUCAGCCAAUUCUACCAGCAACCUGACCGUCAUCGGGCAACAGCCAUCCCUACCCAACCUGGAGCCACCUUCUAUGGAACAACCCCCCAGACCCAAACUCGAAGGGGUUCUGGUGAACCACAACGAGCCCCGGUCCAGCUCAAGGAUUGGUCUCCGGGUGCACUUUAAUCUGCCCGAAGAUGACAAAGGAAGCAAAGCAUCUUCUGCGGGUGGAACACCUGCUGCCAACCAGAACAGGCCCAAUUCUUUCCAAGAGAGGUUCAAUGGACAGGCAGCAAAACCCUCGGAGCCUUCUUCACCCAUCAAAGAGCCGCCUCCAGUCCUGGCUAAACCCAAACUCGACUCCACUCAAUUACAGCAGCUUCACAAUCAAGUCUUACUGGAACAGCAGCAAGUGCACAGCCCAACCACGUCAUCGCCUAAGGAGUUUCCUUUCAGCACAACGCUUUCGAACUUGACUGCUCCCCCGGCCGUGACCGUGUCCAGCAAGCAAGGGAAGGUCCCACCCUCACAGACAUUCAGCCUGGCCCGGCCCAAGCACUUCUUCCCCUCCACGACUGCCACCCUGGCGAGCGCGUCCCCCUCCAGCUCUCCGCCCGUGUUCACGCAGAGCAUCACUGCACAAGGUGCCCAGAGGACAGCCAGCAAAGAGAGCCUCUUGGUUUCUCACCCCUGCAUGCAAACCAAAUCCCCGGGAGCGAUGGCCACCCAAAGCGAAGCACCCCUGCCAGGUCCAGUAGAGCCGGCGCAGACGCCACUCAUAUUUUCCAUCUCCAGCGGAAACCAGUUUCAGCCCCACUGUGUGUCCCCAACGCCUGUCUCUCCCACCAACCGCAUCCAGAACCCAGUGGCUUUCCUCAGCUCCGUGCUGCCUUCUCUUCCUGCCAUCCCACCCACCAAUGCCAUGGGGCUGCCCAGAAGCGCUCCGUCCAUGCCACCUCGGGGACUCGUGAAGAAAAAUGCAAAGUCUCCUCAACCAGUUAACAACGAUUACAUUCGUGAAACGAAGAAUGCAGUGAUUCUAGACUUGGGGAAGAAGAUGAAUUUCAGUGAUACCAGAUCAAACCAACAGGAGUACAAAAUUUCAAGUUUUGAGCAGAGGCUGAUGAAUGAAAUAGAGUUUCGUUUGGAACGUACCCCCGUUGAUGAAUCAGAUGAUGAAAUCCAACAUGAUGAGAUCCCCACAGGCAAGUGCAUUGCCCCCAUCUUUGACAAGAGACUCAAGCACUUCCGGGUCACAGAAGGAUCGCCAGUCACAUUCACCUGCAAAAUUGUUGGGAUACCUGUUCCAAAGGUUUACUGGUUCAAAGAUGGAAAGCAGAUUUCUAAGAGGAAUGAGCAUUGCAAAAUGAGGCGAGACGGAGAUGGGAUGUGUUCUCUGCACAUUGAGUCUACCACCAGUGACGACGAUGGCAACUACACCAUCAUGGCUGCCAACCCCCAGGGGAGAAUCAGCUGUUCAGGCCACUUAAUGGUACAGAGUCUGCCCAUUCGUAGUCGCCUAAGCACUGCUGGUCAGUCUCACAGGGGGAGGUCCCGAGUGCCAGAAAGAGACAAAGAGCCCCUGCAGGAGCGCUUUUUCCGACCGCAUUUCCUGCAGGCUCCUGGAGACAUGGUGGCUCAUGAGGGCCGCCUCUGUCGGCUGGACUGCAAGGUGAGUGGCUUGCCACCCCCGGAGCUGACGUGGCUGCUCAAUGGCCAACCUGUGCUGCCGGACACAUCCCACAAGAUGCUCGUCAGAGAGACAGGAGUCCACUCGCUCCUCAUUGACCCGCUCACUCAGCGGGAUGAAGGGACCUACACUUGUGUUGCUACCAACAAAACCGGCCAGAAUUCCUUUAGUCUGGAACUCACCGUAGUAGCCAAAGAGGUGAAGAGGGCGCCCGUGAUCCUGGAGAAGCUGCAGAACAGCGGGGUCCCCGAGGGCCACCCGGUGCGGCUGGAGUGCCGCGUGAUCGGCAUGCCUCCGCCCGUGUUCUACUGGAAGAAGGACAACGAGACCAUCCCGGCCGCCCGCGACAGGAUCAGUAUGCACCAGGACACAACCGGCUAUGUCUGCCUCCUCAUCCAGCCAGCCAAGAAAUCAGACGCUGGAUGGUACACCUUGUCAGCCAAGAAUGAAGCUGGCAUUGUGUCAUGCACUGCUAGACUGGAUAUAUAUGCUCAGUGGCACCAGCAUAUCCCACCACCCAUAUCCAUCCGGCCCAGUGGCAGUCGCUACGGAUCUCUCACCAGUAAAGGACUUGACCUUUUUUCUGCCUUUUCCUCCAUGGAAAGCUCAAUGGUGUAUUCCUGUGCUUCUCGGAGUGUCGUGGAAAGUGAUGAACUUUAGGCAUCUCUGAGUGCCUGCUAUGUAAGGAGGCAGAUUGUGGAGGGGGAGGGAGGACACGCCAAGUCACCAAUGGUUUCCAAGCAACUGAAUUUGAGGAAGUGACCACACCGGUGGACCUGUGGCAAGGAGAGUUUCAAUCAUUUGAUUGGGGAUUCGUGUAGUCUCAGCUGAGGAAGAGAUGGGGGGCUGUGCCUUAUCCAGAUUCUAACAAACAUAUGGAAAGAGGAUGCAGAUGAACCAAAGAUGCCACACAGCUGUCAUCCACUGCUUUGGGGGAAAGCUGGCGUGCUCCCCUGCCCCCUUGUUGUGUUUGGGAUGCUUUGACCCAGCUAGAAGCAAUUAGCGGCCACAAGUCAGGGCUGACAGGAAUUAGAUAGUAGGUACCUUAGAAUAUCACCACCUCACCAGCAAGGCAAAGGGCAAUGCUGAGGGGGUAAGAUCACCCUUGGUUGACACAUCACAAGGGUAGGUUUGGUGAACUCAUUCAGUCAGCUUCCAGUUAGCAUAGGAAGUCGUGCCACACAACUCGUGUGUGUGGAGAAGUGCUUUUGAUUUGUGUCUCCUGGGUGUACUGAGUCCUAUCAGAAGGUGUCAAAAUGUGCUUGGGAUAUUAAAAAAAAAAAAAGAUCACUGAAACAUUCUCUAUAGCACAAUAUGCUGAUUCUGUAGCCAAAACAGAGCCCCCACCAGCCUGUCUGCCCCUACCGCUUCCUUUUGAAUACCGUGGAGACUGGUUUUUCUUCUUUCUGACUUAGUCUAUCCCUAAACUCUAGAAUUAAAAGGUUGUGGAUA